Messenger RNA from Salvelinus sp. IW2-2015, 3939 nucleotides. RefSeq names its product RNA-binding protein 4. The record is from RefSeq and is a predicted model, not a curated record. Lineage: Eukaryota; Metazoa; Chordata; Actinopteri; Salmoniformes; Salmonidae. Gene Ontology annotation, cellular component: nucleus. Gene Ontology annotation, molecular function: mRNA binding; zinc ion binding.
UCUAGUGUGGCAGCCCCGAGCUUCCCCAUUGGUGAAAAAUGCGCGUCAUUCUAAAAAAACGGAAGCAGGCGCUACCAUUUUGAAACACGACACUGCUUAGUGCCACAAUGGACAAGAGCAACACGGUGAAGCUCUUCGUGGGCAACCUGGCUCUGGACACCACCCAGGAGGAGCUGUCGGCCAUCUUUGAGUCGUAUGGCCAGGUGGUCAGCUGCAGCGUUCUCCGACAGUUCGCCUUCGUACACCUACAGGGCGAGGGGGCUGCAGAGCGGGCCAUCAGUGAGCUGAACGGCAGGGAGUUCCGGGGGAGGAACCUGGUGGUGGAGGAGUCCCGGGGCAGACCGCUCCACUCCACCAAGGUGUUUGUGGGCAACCUGUCGGGCAUGUGCACCACUGAGGAUCUCCAGGAGCUCUUCCAGACCUUCGGGAAAGUACUGGAGUGCGACAAGGUCAAAGCCAGGCUCUCCUCUUCUGCAGGAUACGCCUUUGUGCACAUGGAGAAUAAGGAGGAGGCUCUACUGGCCAUCGAGGCCCUCCACGGCACCUCCUUCAAGGGACGCCCGCUCUCCGUGGAGCUCUCCAAGGUACAGCCUUCUAAGCAAACCCCCACCGGGAAGAUCCCUUGUGUGAGCUGUGGGAAGCAGGGCCACUACGCUGGGGAGUGCCCUGUAGGGAAGCCCUCUCUGGAACAGUACCAGAGCCAGGCAGCCGUGUUAGCUGCAGCCGCAGCCGCCGCAGCCGGCCUCCCCCUUCAGGUCCAGCAGAGUGUCCACAACUCUGUCUACAACACCUCRACCUUUGACCCCACMUACGCKGCGYUGACGGGYCWCACCACCGGCACGCGRRCGGAMGGCAACCCCGUCAACCAGGCAGUGUACGGUGCCCUGGCGACGCAGGUGUACGGCGCCAACGUGGCCAAUCAGCUCUAYGGRGUCCAGGCAGCMAAUCAGGCGGCAGCGUUGACGCAGGCGGGCGCCACGCAGGUGUACGCCAGGUCCAUGAACCCCAGCCACGCCGCCCUCUACAGUCAGCUCAGUCAGAUCGCUGCCAGCCCCGCCGCUGCCUACUCCACACCCGUCUACGCGCAUGCCAUGGCCAACCAUCACCACCACCCAGGGGCCGUCUACCUGGCAGCCCCUGGCGUAGAGAUGCCUACGACCGCUGCUGCCAUCAACCAGGCCUAUGCCUUGGCACCGGCGCUCUAUGGGGGUGCCCAGCAUGCCUACGGUCACAUGGGGAUGGGAGCCAUGAGCGUGUCGGCGGACCCGUCGGCUGCCAUUUUUGAGGCAGCGAGGGUGCAGCACUACUUCGCCCAGGGACAGCAGGUUCUGGCCGAGCAGCAGAAUGCGGCGGCGGCCCAAGCGGCAAAGUCCGGGGAAAGGGACCGGAGUCCCCUGAGGCGUUCGGCGGGGUCCCUACUGCCCGACCCUGUCAUGAAGCCCUUCAUGUACCAGAGAGCGCCCAAGCAACGCCGGCCGCUGCUCCCCACCCCCGCUGGGCGAGCUGCAGAGGAGGAAGCGGAGGCUGCAGAGGACCCCAUGACUAGAGACCAGUGUCAACAGUACGCUGAGUACUACCAACAACAGCACCAACAGUACCAGCAGCUCCAGCAGUUACAAGAGCAGUACCAACAGUAUGCUGAGUACUACCAACAACAGCACCAACAGUACCAGCAGCUCCAGCAGUUACAGUACUAUGCGGAGUACUACCAGCAGUACCAGCAGUAUCAGCAACUCCAGCAGUACCAGCAACUCCAACAGUACCAGCAACUCCAACAGCUCCAGUACGCCUACCCGCCUCCCAACCACCACGCCAUAGCUGCCAUCCCUGCCCACGCCAUGGCGGGCCACGCCCACCACCACGGCCAACCGGCCCACGUCACGGCGCUGGACGCCGCCCUCAGGCCAGUGGUGCCCGCCUCCGCUAUGGUGGCAGUGCCCAGAGUGUAUGAGUCGCCGCUGCCGCCGCCACCGAACCGCAAGGAGGCCGUCCUCCGCCGAGCCCCCGAAAUCUCCCUUCACACGCCUGAGCCCCCCUUCCGAUAGUCCACACCUCCCUCGCACACACCUCCUCUGCCCCCCCACCCCACCGCACACAACCCGUAUACCACCCUCGUACCCUUCCUUUCUCUCAGCGGCUGUGUGUAUCUGUGUGUGGGGGUAUAUAUAUCUGUGUGUGGGGGUAUAUAUAUCUGUGUGUGUGUCUCUGGAUGUGUAUCUGUGUGAGAAUUAGUGUUUUGUGUGUGGAGUUGGUUUGGUAUUAGUUUUUACUGUAGUCGAUGGAUAAACACCCAAGCAUCUAAACCCCAACCGUGGUCCUGAUACCACACACACAGUGCAGUGAAAGAGGGGGGAAGUUGCUCUUAUCCGCCACAUACCGUUGGCUUUUUUUGGUAGGGAUUUCUAUUGCUUUUUAAAGUGUAAGAAAUAGACUGAGGACCGUCAUACAUUUUCAUUGCCUUCAAGAGUGAUUUGCAGUGUAAAGGCCAAAAUAUGAUGGUUCUCGAGGAUUCAACGAAUUAGCUAAUCUCUCCACUAGUUCAACAGAAAUAUUUCUAGCUUUUAUUUUAACUAUAUGAAUGUAUUGAAACUGCACUGUGGUUUGUUGUGAAGGUCCAGGGUUGGAGGGGUCUGUGUGUCUUGCAUGCGCCGGGACUGGUGUGAGAGAGAGAGAUGUUGGCUUUCUGUUUCAAUGUAAUUCACACUGUCCGGUUCCCUCACUAGCGCAACCCUGGGGGUAUCGAGGGCAYAGACCACAGCCACACUAGUAUUUAAGAACUACACUCUACCUACCCAGCCUCAUCCCUSCCUCGCCCCGCUGCAACCAGAACCCUGAAAGACACUGCUGCAUUUCUGCCCUCCUUUUACUCUAUCUAUACCUUAGCCUGGUUAAACCAGAUUGAAUGCUGUGCUCACCACUGAAACAAUGGAGGAUUCAACAUUGUCAGGUUUCACCAGGCUAUCUAUACCUACCUCUGACAAUGAGAUAGGAUUGAGAUUAGCUGGUUAGAAUAUGAUUAGUGUGCUUUCUAUCCAUCCAGUUAUAUCAAUUGGUGYCAGUUGCAAGGUUGGGAUCCAUUCCAUUUGAAUUCAAUUCAGUCAAUUUACUUCCUGAAAWGGAAUGGACCCCAACCCUGGUCAGGAGUUUGGAGAAGAACGCCACAUUUUAGUGACAAAGAUGAUGUACUAUACUAGUAGUGUCUUGCUGCAUCAGUGUAUUUUGAGGCCUUUUGAAGUAUGUUUUAAGUUUUUUUGUAAGUGGUUGAGGGGUCGACGAGUACAUUCUAACCCCUCAGAUCAUGUAUGUACGAGCUGUUUGAUGGAUUUAUAAGCAAGUCAACUUUUUAGACUUUUUAGCUAGAGAACCGUGAGUUUCGAUGAGCUUAACGUUGUGCCUAAGCGUUGCGUGAAGUGCAUUUAGUGGAGGGAAUAACUCCUUUUUUGAAGUGCUUUUUUUCUAAUGGCAGUCUUCUAAUUUUUUUUAAAUCUGAGGUGGAGGGUAAAGGGUUAAGAUAAUGGGACGUGAUCAUUUUUUUUUUUUUGUGGUGCGGUGACGUUCGCACCGAUGGCAUGAUGACAGAUGGAGCAGUAUCUUUCAGUGGCCCGCCCCCGACGUGUCCUUGCGCCCCGUUGUAAGACCACUCACUACCCCCGUACCCCACUGUCCUUUCUCCUUGUGGUUGUAGUUAUAUAGCUUUUGAUAUUGCAUAUUCUCUCUCCGUCUCUCAUAUAUACACACACACACACGGUUGCAUCUCCUGUGAAAUCUCGAUGGUCACAAAAAAAAAUAUUUUUUAGUCUUAUUGCUUGCCUUGUGUCUGACCAUAUUUUUUAUUUUGCCUUUUUCAAAAAAAACAAAUAAACAAUUAAACCGGCAUGCUUUUUAAUAUGUACACUAUACAUGCCCACCAUUUUUUAAAUAAAGAAUGUUUCUGACUAC